UGUUUCAUCGACUUGCAGCCACAAACAAUGUUUGUCAAGAAUGGAGCAUUUCCCAGCUCGACCCUGGCUGUAUUUGCUCAUGGUGUUUGUGGAUCUAUGGGCUCAAUUUCCGUUGUCCCAUGGAACAAGCAAUCCCAUCGGAGCUUCACUCUUUACCAAGUGUAGAGCUAUGCUCGCAUUUCGAGAUCCGAUCCUUGUUCAAAAGAUUUGUGGGACCCUAGAAGGUGGAUCAACAGAGACCGCGCCCACCGCAAUUGCCACAACAACGGCAUCGAAGACGACAUAUGGAGGAACCAAGAAAAAGAUGACCAAAGAUACUUGCGGUCAACCCUGUCGACACGAUGAUUUGAUUGCUCCGAUUUGUUUGGACAACGGAACUAUUUACAAAACAACUUGCCAAGUAAGGUCUUGGAAAUGUAACCCCACUCACACUGAAAGACAACUUCCCAACAUGACUUGCCAAGCUCUAUCAAAGCUUGAAAGUGGUAUCGGUAUCAACUUUCCAACCAUAAAUGACACAUUCAUGUUCCAACUGAAGCGAUGUCUCGUGUGGAGCUUGGACGAGGUUAGAGACGAUCGUGAAUCUCGUCCCAAAGAGCUUAUGCCAUUCAAAGAUCUCCACAAGAUAGCCAAUAAGCACGAGUCCAGCCAAAACAAACACUGGCACUCCAUGGAACAGUAUUUCGCCCGACUGGACGCCCUGAAACGGAAAUAUGGGAAUGACCGUCCCACCACCUCCAGUUACGAUCCAAGUGAUCCAUCUCGGGACAAACACAUUUGGGACGAAGAUUUUCGAUUGGGACAGGUCCAGAAUGAACGCCAGAGGUGGAAGAGAUCGAUUGUGUCGGGACCUAAUUCCAGGGAUUUGAAGCAAAUGAAAACAGACGCGCAGAUUGGCCCUUCUGCCUCUUCAAAGCCCGAAGGCCGUGCCAUUGGACCAUGUUGGGUGUUUCCAUUUACUCCCGAUGGGAUCCAAACUUUUUUGGUCGAGGAAUGUGUCGUGAAUUCCAGAGAUGUGGAACGAUGCCGGAAAUUGAUCGAGAUCAAUUCGUAUGUGAUGGCCAAACGACUUCAAAGUGACAUUCAGACCUUUAAGGCCCAAUCCAAUCCAAGCCCGAAACCACGCCCCACCACCGUAACACAAGAGUUGUUCCAAGAUCUUAAGAGGCCCAUGGAUCAUCCCAGCUUCAUCACUUCCCUUGAAGACGAAGGUAAUGACUCGCUUGUGUACCCAACCAUCAAGCCAGCCCGAAAUCCGACUUUCAAAACUACCCAAACACCAACAUCACUAAUGACAAGCCCGACAAGCUCUGUUUCCGCUAUCCCCGAGGAAGUCAGAUCCGUGAACAACUACAAGUGUCAACCAUUUUGGAAAUUGAACGGACAAAUUCACACGUAUUGCUCAAUCCCCAUGGAGAUGGGGUUUUGUUUAUGUGCAACCGAAGUGGACCGGCAAGCGGAGAUAUCAAAUUGGGACAAAUGCGAGCCCAUAUCAUGUGCAAAUACAACGUGAAUUUCUAAUAACAUUCGA
Messenger RNA from Tigriopus californicus, 1531 nucleotides. RefSeq lists its product as uncharacterized. Bases 41 to 1513 code for a protein of 490 amino acids. The transcript is spliced from 4 exons. NCBI's taxonomy places the organism in Eukaryota, Metazoa, Arthropoda, Copepoda, Harpacticoida, Harpacticidae. The record is from RefSeq and is a predicted model, not a curated record.